UACGUCAGCUAAUCAGAAAUCUGCGAAUGAUAUACUAGACAGAAUACUGAAUGACACAUUUGGCGCCAUCAUGCCCGAAAAACAACUCUGUUAAAGUUGGUCACGUGAUAUUCAUGCGAGAUCUCAAAAUUUACGAGUGUUUUGGUUGAGAGAAAUGGGUUGAUAUUCUUACAGCUUACUAAACGGUUAAUUACCGUCUGUCGUUUACGCUUGACAUUUUAGCUGUACUCGUAUGUCGUUCGACAGCCACUUUGGGAUUCUUGUUUUCACAAAUUGAAUAUUAAUGGAGCAAGAGCAUCGGACCAAAGUUGAACAGGCAUGCAGGACUGCUGAAGAAUUCAUAAAACAUUAUUAUGAAGGUUUAGACAGGCGUCGAAAUGUUAUGUCAAGAUUAUAUUUAGAUACAGCAACUUUACUUUGGAAUGGAAAUGGUAUUGCUGGCAAAGAAUUUAUACAGAAGUUCUUCGAAAAUCUUCCAUCAACGGAUCACGUUGUGUCUUCUAUAGAUUCCCAACCAUUAACUACAGGUACCACCUGCCACUUUCCUUUGACAAUUGUGGUGUCAGUUUCUGGCUUCAUUGCAUUUUGUCAGGAACAACCUCAAGCAUUCCAGCAACAAUUAUUAAUUACUGCUGAAGGUGAUAAGUGGAAAAUUGUGUCGGAUUGUUUUAGAUUUCAAGAGCCGUGAUGUUUUCAUAUCACAGAAUUGUAUAUACUGAUCCUGAGUGAAUGUGAUAUUGUAUUUAAUAAUUUGAUCUGUAAUUUAAUGUGUAACAGUUAAAAUGUCCAUGCACCUUUUUUAAAUUGAAAUCACAUGACAUUUAAGGUGUAUGAAAUAGGUAUUAUAAAAUAAAAUUACCACAAUUCUCAGUCUGGAAAAAAGAAAACCCAUUAUGAGGUCUAUUUGUAACCGAUAUGGAUUAUUUCCUUUCCUUAUUAAACUAGAAAUGCUGCCCUACUGUACUGUAGGAGAUGAUUUUGAUAUAUCUUAUUUCUUGUUCACACAUUUAAGGUUUAAGGGCACUCCAACAAUUGAGGUCAUUAGCGCCGUGUCAAAUUAUUUUAAGAGCAGUACGCUCUGUGGCAGUGCCAAACAAAAACCUUUUUUAAUGCAUAGUAAAAUGUGAGUAAAACUGAAAAUGAAGGUGUUCAAUGUUUAAAAGGGUUUUGCAAAAAAGAGCUAUUAAAAUCUCCAACUAAAUGCCAAAUAAUUGGCAUAAUGCUGUAAAUGUCACUCGUGAAAAGCUUGCAGAGAGAAGAUACACGUCCAAGUACUUCUGCUAGAGCUAACGAGGUGAUGCCUUCGGAGGCUAUCUCUUACCUUAGAUCAGUGCAAGAGAGCAUGCUCCACAAGAUCCGUCUCGUAACUAUUGCAAGUAGAGGGUGGGACACCAAGAUGUCCGGGGAGAAAUUCCAGUGACCGAUCCGAAGACGUGUCAGAGUAGUCACCUAGAGUCUCGAGAAGAGGAAGACCUAGGUCUGAUGGAAUCCUUGAUUCUAGUGAGUUUAAAAACAGAAUUCUGCUUCUGCCAUGCAUUGAGAACAACGUUUGAUAAACAGCUUGGUAUCAUUUGUGGGGACUGUGAGGAUGACUUCAGUUUUCUUCGUGGAGAGUUUUGCUGCCUGGACAGCACUGUCAUUUCCUAUUAUCCCAAUGUGGCCAGGGAUCCAACAAAAAAUAUUACGACGCACCAAUAAAUUAUGAAUUUGGUGUUGAAUCUUCGUCAGGGGGUCGCAAGAAGAGAAGCAGGAAAUGGUGGAUUCUAGCGAGCUUUUUGAAGCACUGCAGCUCACUUCAGGCCAGGGAAGUUGACUCCCGAGAGAAAGGUCAGGAUGGUUAUGGAGAUGAAUCCUGCAGCAGUGCAUGGAGUUUGUUUUUUAGGUGGAGAACUUUAAUCUUUUUCCAUCACUCCAUUCCUGCAAUUUGUUGAGGCAAAGUUGUAACUGCCUCUCAAUCACUUGCCUGUUCUUGAAGGAGCAAAAAAAUGCUGUCGUCAACGAAGAGCGAUGCUUUCACUGACACGGAUUAUCGAUGAUAGACUAUUAUCUUUUCUAACUGAUGACUGGGAGACACUCUGUCACCAAGACUGACACGGAAGUAUCUUGACGAUAUGCUACCGGGCAAGGAAAGGGGCAGCCGGCCCCUAGGAGCCCAAGAAUGUAAGGUGCGAAGAAUGCCAUACCUCCUAGUGGUGUCCUAUGCUUUCUCUACAUCGAAGAAAAUUGCUACCAGGUGUUGAAGUAGCACGAAAGAAGUGGAGAUCGUGUGACAAGGUGAUCCAUUGGUGACGGUCUUCCUAAAGCCACACUGGAUGCAAGUAUGUUUCUGGUGCAGGCGUAUGUUCACCAUCUGCUCAAAAAGCUUGUGAGCGGUAGGUUUUACGGGUUUGUCCUGUCCUUUCCUUUGGAAACUGGAAUGGUAAUUUCUUCGUGUUAUGUCCUAGGAAAGGUAUGCUCCAUCCAAAUCUUGUUGACGAUACGAAGGAGGGAAAGACGUGCCUUUCCCAGUAGAUGUUGCAGCGUUUGGUUAUGUAUCUGGUCUCGUCCCGAAGCAGAAUCUUUUCCAAGGGCGAAGGCAAAGGAAAAUUCAUCCAUGGAGAAAGGAACGUUAUCUUCCUUCACACGACUUGAAAAGUCCAAUCGUCCAUUCUCUUCGUUUCAAGAAGAUAGGGGAGUAGUGUAAGGAACUGCAGGAUUUCUCGUAAUGACAGGCAAAUUCUUCAACUAAGUCUUCUGGAGAUGUGAGAUUUGCAUUAAUCAAGAGUCCUGGGGAAAGUCUUCAUCCGAUCUGUCGUACAUAUCGUCAUACUAGUAAGGGGGUAUGGCGAAAAUAAAAUGCCUUACGAUAUAUACCAUAUCGGGGGUAAUAACAUUUGAAAUUAUUUCCAGAAUUUUGUUAAAU
Gryllus bimaculatus (two-spotted cricket) is the source of this 2902-nucleotide messenger RNA. The record is from the annotation of a GenBank genome assembly. NCBI's taxonomy places the organism in Eukaryota, Metazoa, Arthropoda, Insecta, Orthoptera, Gryllidae.